AUGACGUCCGCUUGUGUCGAUGACGCGUUUUGUCGUCGGGAGCCAAAUUCGAGAUACGACGAAGAGAUCCGAAAGGGCGAAAAGAUUGAAGGCGAGCUUCUGCAUGCCAUCGAAUCCUCCAAAAUAUAUGUGCCCAUCUUCUCUAGGAACUAUGCAUCCAGUGUGUGGUGUCUUCGUGAGCUCACACACAUGGUGGAGUGCUCGAGCAAAGUGAAUGACAAAGUGAUCCUACCUAUUUUCUGUGAUGUGAAUCCCGACGAUGUGAAACUCAAAACUCGAUUGUACCUCGACGCUCUAGAGAAGCAUGAGGAGAAGUUCAGGUGUGAUGAAGUUCUACAAUGGAAAGAGGCUCUGAUCGAGGUCGCAAAAAUCAGGGGAUGGGGCACGAAGGACAAAGGGUAA
Syzygium oleosum is the source of this 402-nucleotide messenger RNA. RefSeq names its product disease resistance protein L6-like. Gene Ontology annotation, biological process: signal transduction. The transcript has 2 exons. Bases 1 to 402 code for a protein of 133 amino acids. Lineage: Eukaryota; Viridiplantae; Streptophyta; Magnoliopsida; Myrtales; Myrtaceae. The record is from RefSeq and is a predicted model, not a curated record.